Messenger RNA from Parathielavia appendiculata, 1646 nucleotides. RefSeq names its product AAA-domain-containing protein. The transcript has 3 exons. Bases 265 to 1497 code for a protein of 410 amino acids. The record is from RefSeq and is a predicted model, not a curated record. Gene Ontology annotation, biological process: extraction of mislocalized protein from mitochondrial outer membrane. Lineage: Eukaryota; Fungi; Ascomycota; Sordariomycetes; Sordariales; Chaetomiaceae. Gene Ontology annotation, molecular function: ATP binding; ATP hydrolysis activity. Gene Ontology annotation, cellular component: mitochondrial outer membrane.
GUCAAGUACGGAUAAGCACAGAGUCACUUCGCGCUCCGGACUGGAGGCGCCCUGCUUAUCUCCCGUUCAGCCACUGUGGCGUGGACACAUGUUCUUGGCGCACCGCAUUCGUUCACGUGCUGUCGCCUCGGCGGAGGCGGCGAAGGAGCCUUUCAACAUUCAACAUCGCGAUCGUCUCGAGCCCGAUCUUCCAUUGCGACGUGCCGACUCAUCUAACUCGGCACUUUGUUUGGUGCGGAGUGUCGCACUGUAUCAAAGCAUAAUAUGAGCGACCAAAAGCGAAUAAGGGACUUUGUCUCCGGACUUGCCCUCGCUGCUGCCGGGGCGAUAUCGGCGUAUUAUGUGUAUCAAGAGCUCCUCAGGCCAUACCUCGACAAACUACUCGACCCCGACCGAGAGAAGAACGAGCAAACCAGGUUAAAAGCCCAGGCGAACCUCCAGAGGAUACGACGAAAACAGGCCGAAGCGGUAGGCGAAGGCGACGAUGGGACAGACUGGUCGCGACAAACAGCCAGGUUGGAGGACCUUGUUCUCAACGACUACGAAAACCAGGUAGCCCUCGAGGUUGUUGCGCCAGAAGACAUUCCGGUCGGCUUCGACGCCAUUGGCGGCCUGGAGGACAUCAUCGAAGAGCUCAAGGAGGCGAUCAUCUAUCCAUUAACAAUGCCGCAUUUGUACAGUCACGGCGGGGCGCUGCUGGCGGCGCCCUCUGGCGUCCUACUGUACGGACCCCCGGGCUGCGGGAAGACGAUGCUGGCCAAGGCCGUGGCCCACGAAAGCGGCGCCUCCUUCAUCAACCUACACAUCUCGACUUUGACGGAAAAAUGGUACGGCGACUCCAAUAAGCUGGUCCGCGCCGUCUUUUCUCUGGCACAGAAGCUGCAGCCCGCCAUCAUUUUCAUCGAUGAGAUUGACGCUGUCCUGGGCACACGGAGGAGCGGGGAGCACGAGGCGAGCGGCAUGGUCAAGGCCGAAUUCAUGACCCUUUGGGACGGUCUUACCUCGACAAACGCCGCCGGCGUUCCUAAUAGGAUUGUUGUGCUUGGGGCCACCAACAGGAUCAACGAUAUCGACGAGGCGAUCCUCAGGAGAAUGCCCAAGAAGUUUCCCGUGCCGCUUCCUGGGAUGGAACAACGGCGACGCAUAUUGCAGCUGGUACUAGGCAACACAAAGCGCGACCCCGAGAACUUUGACCUCGACUACAUUGCGAGGGUGACAGCAGGCAUGUCUGGCAGCGACAUCAAGGAAGCAUGCCGCGACGCGGCCAUGGUGCCCAUGAGAGAGUACAUCCGCCAAUACCGGGCGUCAGGCGGAGCCAUGUCGCAUGUGAAUCCCGACCACGUCAGGGGUAUCAGGACCGAGGAUUUCUUUGGCCGCAGGGGCGGGCGAGUCGUUGCCGAAACACAGUCGCGCCAGGUGAACGUCUCCGAUGCGCCCAGUGACGAAUAUGAGGAAAUGGAAGAAGAGGAAGGCGACCAAAUCACUUCCUCGGCAUAAUCCAGCGUCCAAUUCCUGUGCACCGCAACAUCAGUCCCUUUUUUGCCUACGUUACCUGUGGACAUGACUGUAAGACUUGAUGGACGACACGGCAUACCUACCGGCACGCAAACGAGUAACAGUUAUAGAACAUACCUAGAUAAAUGGAC